This is a messenger RNA of Suncus etruscus (white-toothed pygmy shrew), 426 nucleotides long. RefSeq names its product LIM domain containing 2 (gene LIMD2). The coding region runs from base 22 to 411 and encodes 129 amino acids. NCBI's taxonomy places the organism in Eukaryota, Metazoa, Chordata, Mammalia, Eulipotyphla, Soricidae. The record is from RefSeq and is a predicted model, not a curated record. Gene Ontology annotation, biological process: actin filament bundle assembly. Gene Ontology annotation, cellular component: plasma membrane; actin cytoskeleton. The transcript has 4 exons. Gene Ontology annotation, molecular function: actin filament binding.
CGCGUCUUCCCUCCAAGAGCCAUGUUCCAGGCUGCGGGAGCCGCCCAGGCCACCACCCCUUCUCACGAACCCAAGGGGAGUGGCGGGGCCGGCACUGUCCAGCGUUCCAAGUCCUUCAGCCUCCGGGCCCAGGUGAAGGAGACCUGUGCGGCCUGCCAGAAGACCGUGUACCCCAUGGAGCGGCUGGUGGCUGACAAGCUCAUCUUCCACAACUCCUGCUUCUGCUGCAAGCACUGCCACACCAAGCUGAGCCUGGGCAGCUACGCAGCACUGCACGGCGAGUUCUACUGCAAACCCCACUUCCAGCAGCUGUUUAAGAGCAAAGGCAACUACGACGAGGGCUUCGGCCGGAAGCAGCACAAGGAGCUCUGGGCUCACAAGGAGGUGGACCCCGGCACCAAGACGGCCUGAGAGCCCCCUGGCCUU